CAUACCAGAGCACAUUCAGUUUGUAAUUGGCGGUUGCUACCAGCACGUGUUGACUUGUAUCGCUCCAGUUUUGUGUACUCAGUGAGAUAUCUGAGUCUUUAUCUAUAUAAUUUUUUUUUUUUUUCAUUAUACUUCUCAAAUUAAUUCUUCGACUAGCAGUGUCCUAGUUCAGUUCAUUAGGAAUCAUGAUGUCUACCUGGCGGUUCCUCUUCUUCCUUAUGAACUUCUUGAUUGCCUACCAAGGUAAUGACGCCCAACCGAAGGCGGGAGCUCCAUUUAAAAAAUGCUGCGACCUGGGAACUUCUUGGGCAAAAGAAGGGCUGAGGUGCGAGAAAUUUGCAGGACCUGUCGAAGGUGUGCCGACAGCUGAGCAAGGGCUUUGUCUGGAGUCUGUUGACAUCUGCUGCAUUCGCGCUUAUCAUGAGUUGAGUUGCGGGAAAGGGAAGAAAAACGCACGAGAAGGAAAAGCUUGCGUUGAUGGUAACGCAGGUAAAUCGAGAAUUGCCAGAUCUCUGGGAGAUUAUCAACGAGACUGCUGUGAAGGAUGUAAACUUGGCAUCCUCACGGGGUCUUUGGGACAAGGAUGUGCGUUAAAUGAUUUUUCAUUUGGCAACCCCUGGGAUCCAGCUUUUCUUGAGUGUUGUCGGGAAACAUCAACGACUACUCCGGCUUCAACUUCUUCUAAAACAGAAGCGACGACCAAAUCAACUCGCGAUGACAAUCAUAAAAUUACUGGCACCACUAAAUCGAUGACUUCAUCCACGAGUUCAAGUUCAAGAUCGAGUGCUUUGUCUACUGAAGAAAGCUCGGAUUCGACGGAUUCAUCGUUGACUGACACUUUGGAUGAUGGGAUACCCACACCUCCUGUUGAUGACAUUUGUCAGCUACUUAAGAAUCUUCUCUGCUCGCAUAUCUGCGUCCCCACUCCGGGGUCUUAUUACUGCGAAUGCCCAGAAGGAUACGUUCUUCUAGAAGAUGAACAGACUUGCAGAACAGAUACUCCAAUAAAUCGAUGUGAAUCAGACAACCCGUGCGAGCAUCGUUGCACCGACACAGGGACAGCAGUAAAAUGUGAAUGUGACCCAGGAUUCGAACUAGCCAAAGACGGUCACUCAUGUCAACUGAAACCCACACAAGUUAUUACCAGUACUCCGAAGCCCCGAGACAAGUCGAAGGAUAAAAAAAAACCCAGAUGUCCUCCUGGUUAUCGAUUUAACGCAAGUGUUCGCGUUUGCGACGACGUUGACGAGUGUCUGGAAAACCCUUGCCGGGCGCGGGAAAAAUGUGAAAAUGUCGUGGGGUCUUAUGUUUGUGUCUCCAAAAAGAGGGGAUCGAAAUCAAAGUUCAAGACUCAGGAGAUCCAAGAGAUCCAGUUUGAUUUUAAGGAAUCCUGCCCUCCGGGUUAUCACUGGGAUAAACAAUUUCAAGUUUGCUCUGAUAUCGAUGAAUGCGCAAGUGAAAUAAAUAUUUCCCCAUGUCCAAUAGACACUCAUUUUUGUGUUAAUACUGAAGGAAGCUAUGCCUGUCAUAAACUUACAGAAUCCAAAGGUUGUCCAGCAGGAUUUAAAUUCAAUGUUACCAAAAAAAUAUGCCAAGACGUUGAUGAGUGCGUAGAAGGCCUUCACGGCUGUCUCCCCGAAGUCGAGGAAUGCAGAAACACUGAGGGGGCUUACGAGUGUGACAUCCAAUGUCGUAAAGGUUUCACAUUCAGCCGCAGCUUGGGAAUAUGCGUCGAUAUAAAUGAGUGCGAGGAAUUAUAUCCUUGUCCGAGCGACAAACCCAUUUGCAUAAAUCUUCCUGGGACUUAUCAGUGCGCAGGACGGUAUAGUAAAGAAGAGGAGUUUGAUGAAGCAAAAAAUUUAGACGAUGAUGAUGAUGAUGAUGAUAAUAAUGACGAUGAUGAGAACGAGAACGAGAUAGCGGAUGAACGUCAGUAUGAGGCAGCCAGCAAAAUAGAGGAUAGUUAUUUAGUUAAUGAUGAAAAUAAAUCAUCAGUCGGUCCAGUAUCGUCGCAAUUGGUCGCGGCAUGCGAACCAGGAUACCAGUGGAUCGAUAAUAAUUGUUUUGACGUGAAUGAAUGCACCGAGGGACCAGGAUGUCAAGAUCAUGAACGCUGUGUAAAUCGUCUUGGUGGUUACGACUGUUUGCCGCUUUGCAGCACGGGCUGGUACUUUGAUCGCACAAGCAAACAGUGCCGUGACGUUGAUGAAUGUCUUCUAGGUAGACACGAUUGCUCCCAAGACACUCAAGUUUGUCGCAAUACUAAUGGCUCGUAUGUAUGCGAUGAAAUUCCUUCGUGUCUACCGGGAUUCCGUCGUGCCUUUAAUGGCACUUGUGUUGACAUUGAUGAGUGUAUUGAUAAACUCCACAAUUGUCCGCUGCAUUUACACCAGUACUGCGUUAAUCGUGUAGGUACUUUUGAGUGCGUUACUCGUCUGCCCGAUUGCACUGACGGGUAUAGAUUUUCUGUCAUCAACAAGAGGUGUGAAGAUAUUGACGAGUGCAGCACAAAGUCCCCGUGCGAUACAAGACUUCAAGAGCGAUGUGUUAAUUUACCUGGGUCAUAUCGCUGUGACAGGUCUAUUCCCAUGGCGCAAAUUCCGAAGAGACGUCCAGCCUGUCCUUCGGGAUACAGAUAUGACUCUAAAUCACGUCAAUGUGAAGAUAUUGACGAAUGUGCGGAGAAAGUGAACUUGUGUGGAGCAGAAGUAUGUUACAAUCAACCAGGUGGUUAUACGUGUGCUCGAGCACCUACACCGAUAACUGAACCAACAACUCAAGAGGACAGCGAAAUUCAAUCAACCGUAAUGCCAAAUGAUCCUCAAACCUGUUCAGAAGGACUCAAGUACGCAAGAAAUCGUGGCUGUGUGGACAUUAACGAAUGCGAAGAAGUUGAAGACGCUUGUAGCAGCAACGAAGAGUGUGUAAAUACUGUUGGAAGUUACACGUGCAACUGUCGGAUAGGUUUUCGACGAGAUAAUUUAACUCAGGCGUGUGUAGAUAUAAAUGAAUGUCAGCUGCUGGAAAAUGAUUGCCUGCCAACUCAACGAUGCGAUAACACACUUGGUAGUUACAACUGCGUGAGAUUUUUACCCUGCGGAACUGGUUACACAUUGAAUGCCGCAACAGAAAUAUGCGAAGACGACGACGAGUGUAUUCUUGGAACCCACGAUUGCAGUGACGGGUAUCAUUGUCGUAAUACACUUGGGUCUUAUCGUUGCGAUAGAAAUCUAAGAGGUCAAACAUGGACGACAAGACGACCACCCGUAACAUCAACUGCUUUAACAACAACAACGACGACGAUGACAACAACAACAUCCACAUCUACAACUACAACUCCGAGACCAAGACCAAGACCACGACCAAGAACAACACAAUCACCAGCAGAAGAUACACCAACAAGAGAUACGCCAACAAGAGAUACACCAACAAGAGUUAAACCAACAAGAGUUACGCCAACAAGAGUUACGCCAACAAGGGCUACACCAACAAGAGCUACACCAUCACGAUCAAGAGUAACACCAACAUUACCAGAUGAUACUAGAACAACAGCAGUAACAUCAGCAAAUACACCAGUAAUUGGAUCACGUAAUAAACCAGAACCGCCUUCCUGUCCACGUGGAUUUGAAUCUGGACCAAGUGGUCAGUGCAUUGAUAUCGACGAAUGUUACGGGCCAUCGAAUCCGUGUGCCCGUUCACCUCUUCAGCGAUGCGUAAAUACCGUAGGCUCUUAUCGCUGCGUCUCACGAGUGAUUUGUGGAGCCGGAUGGACCCUGGAUCCUGCAACAUCGCGGUGCGUUGAUCUAGACGAGUGCGCUACGGGCACACAUGAAUGCGGACCGGAUCAAACAUGUGAGAACCGACAAGGCGGAUAUUUGUGUUCUUGCCCAGCUGGACAUGCACUCGGACCGAAUCGAGAGUGCAUCGACAUUGACGAAUGCAGUAUAUUCAAUGGUAAUGUCUGCGGGAGCAGUGGACGCUGUGAAAAUACCGUUGGAUCAUUUCGCUGUGUCUGCGACGCGGGUUUCGAGAAAUCUUCAAAAGGAAUUGCCUGUCAGGAUAUCAACGAAUGCGAAAGAAGUCCAGGAAUAUGCCAGCACAACUGCCUCAACAUUUGGGGCAGCUAUCGAUGCAGUUGCAAGCCCGGGUAUCGGCUCAAUGCCGACAAUAGAUCUUGCGUUGACAUCGACGAGUGUACCGAGUUCCGAGAAAACAAUCUCUGCAUUGGUAUUUGCGACAAUACACCCGGUAGUUACUCUUGUCGUUGUCCUGAUGGUUACAGACUCGGUAGCGAUGCCAGAACUUGUCAAGACAUUGAUGAGUGUGCCAACGGACGCAUGUGUCGUGAUCCUGAAGAAAUCUGUCAGAAUACACGUGGCAGUUUUCGCUGUAAUAAAAUUGAUUGUCCAUCCGGUUAUCACCAGGAUCCCACUCGACAGAAUCGAUGUGUCCGCUCAUCUCGGUACUGCCCAAGCGGUGAUCUCGCUUGUUUCCGAUCGCCUUCGCACUUUUCCUUCAACUUCAUCACCUUCGUCAGCAUGCUCCCACUACCAGCAACAGGCCAAUUAGAAUUAUUUACAAUGCGCGGCACUCACUUACCCGGGUCAGUUAUCAGAUUCAGCAUGGCGUUGAUUGACGCUCGUGCACCACCGGGAAUAAUGCGCGCCACCGAAUCCUGCUUCGCUCUAAGGCGGCCGAGUCCUUCCCAAGCGGUGCUGGUGCUCACCCGCAGCCUUCCUGGACCGCAGGACAUCGAGCUGGACCUCAGCAUGGAGAUUUACCACAACAACGCUUUCGCCGGCAGCGCAGUAGCUAAACUCUUUAUUUUCGUAACUCAGUAUGAAUUUUAAAUGACUUUUUAAUUAAUGCUAAGUAAGAGUAAGAGUAAGAGAUAAUUAUUUAAAUAACAAACUCUCUGUUAACUAUUUGAGAUCGUUGUAUUUGUAACGACAGCCUCGCUGCGUUAAAGUACACGUGUGAAUUAUUUUAUUUUUUUCAUGUACAUGAUGCGAAAAAAAAAAUGUUAUGUAAAAAAAAAAGAUAAUUAAUCAACUAUAAAUAAAUAUACUUGAUAACAAUCGACGUGUACAUACAUCUAAAUCAGUAAAUUUUGUACACUUAAAUAAGAUUAUUAUAUAAUCUGAUAAAUUGUGCAAACAUAAAUUUUUUUUUUCACAAUAUCACCUUAAUAAUUCAAUAACAAACAUUACAAAAUGACUUGCUAAAUAAUUAUUCCAAUAAUAAUAUUAAUUAAAAAUAAUAAUAAUAAUAAUGAUAAUAAUAAUAAUAAUAAUUAAUGAUUAUAACAAAUCACAGCAAUAACAACGUUUAAAAAAAAAAAAUCUAGUGGCCAGAGUAUGAAAUUUUUAGUGUGAAUGUAACUGACGGCAAUUUUCAAAUUUUGAAAUAAAUAAAUAAAAUGUGAGUAGAAUAAUAAUUAAAAAAUGCGUAUUUAGAUCAAUGAGAAACCCGUACGCGGAUUUUUAAAAAUUUCAUUAUUUUUAUCAAUUAAUUUGCUUAUUUAAAAUUUAUGAAUUGUCUCACAUCUGGUACACUCACACUCAUAACUUUCUCUGUGUUGAGAAAAAAAAUUUAUAUACGAUUUGGUCAUAAAAAAAUUAAAUUUCUCAUCAUCAAAAUAUAUAACUUGUACUAAUAAAAAUAUAACCAUUGAGGAAUAUCGAAAAAUAUAUGUAUAUAUAUAUA
Microplitis mediator is the source of this 5706-nucleotide messenger RNA. RefSeq names its product fibrillin-1-like. Gene Ontology annotation, molecular function: calcium ion binding. The transcript is spliced from 13 exons. NCBI's taxonomy places the organism in Eukaryota, Metazoa, Arthropoda, Insecta, Hymenoptera, Braconidae. The record is from RefSeq and is a predicted model, not a curated record. The coding region runs from base 186 to 4850 and encodes 1554 amino acids.